UUACAUCCAAUGGAGACAGUGAAAGUCGUUUUUUUAAAGAAGCUGAUCAUUAUAUUUCAACGUUAAAAGAAAAAUAUCGUGAAAAAACUGUAAUAACAAAGCGUUCGCAUGAUGAUAUUUUAAUUGCAUUAAGAAUGGACAGAGGAGUAAUGACACCACGAUUACAGAUUGACUUGAUUGAUAUGAGAAGUCGUCCGGAUAUUAUUGUUUCUAAAGAUUUCGUUUGUUCCUGGAUUUUGAACUGCAAAGAUCAUUUUUCGAAAUUUACAUGGGCAUUUCCAUUGAAAGCUAAAUCACCUGAGGAAGUUGUCAUUCAUUUACGCAUGUUAUUUUUUACAUUUGGUCCGUGUCGGUUGCUGCAUUCUGAUAAUGGUAGGGAGUUUGUGAACAAACUUGUUGUCGAUUUAAAAAAUCUUUUUCCAAAUAUGUUCAUUGUCCAUGGUCUACCGAGAAAUCCAAAAUGUCAGGGUUUCGUGGAACGAGCAAAUGCGGUUUUGUGCGCCUCGCUAGGCAAAUGGUUGUCGUCCACCGGUUCAUUACAUUGGUCGGAGAGUUUGAUGCCAGUAGUAUAUGGUAUUAACACAAGGGUCGCUGGAGGUACAAAAUGUACUUCAUAUGAAGUGAUGUUUGGUCAAAAACCGCGUUCAGAUUGUGUUUUCUGGGACAAUAUUCGAGUUGUUGGUGUUGUUGAACACGACGAUCUUCCAAAAGACAUACAUGAGAUGAUUCAAAAUGCGGAAAAUAUCGAAGAUGAUCAGAAUGUAGCGAGUAGUAGUAAUUUUACAGACCAUGAAGUUGUUGCAGAUAUUGCUUCAUUGCCUAGUUUGUAUAAUCCAUCCAACAUUGUUAUUAUUAACACAAAUCCAGUUCCUAACGACCUCAAUAUUGUUUCAGGUACAAUUGUUGUUGAUCCAACUCAAGAAAUUCGUAAAUUUGCUGCAGAGAAUUAUUUAAAUGAGGCAAAUAAACGUCAAAAAACAUACGAUGAUCAUAUGAAAAAUUUAUCUGUUGUGUAUCAUGUUGGAGAUUGUGUUGGUGUGCGAAUUGAUAAAGUUGAUAGAACGAAUACAGAUCCCAGGGGUAAAAAAAUUGACAAAAAAACGCGUUUUUUUUUCGUUUUUAACGACCAAAAAACGCGUUAAAGGUUUCAAAACCAACGCUUUUUUUUGUCGUUUAAACGCGUUUCUUUUUAAUCUAUUCGUUUGAAAACGCGUUUUUACGAACGCGUUAGCGAACGGCCAUUUAUAAACGCGUUAGCGAACGAUCGUUAAAAGAGCCGUUUAAAUGCGUUUUUUGUCGGUUAAAAAUUUUUAAAUAAAC
Messenger RNA from Didymodactylos carnosus, 1320 nucleotides. The record is from the annotation of a GenBank genome assembly. Lineage: Eukaryota; Metazoa; Rotifera; Eurotatoria; Philodinida; Philodinidae.